Colletotrichum graminicola M1.001 is the source of this 369-nucleotide messenger RNA. Its product is annotated as transcription factor S-II. NCBI's taxonomy places the organism in Eukaryota, Fungi, Ascomycota, Sordariomycetes, Glomerellales, Glomerellaceae. Bases 1 to 369 code for a protein of 122 amino acids. The transcript is spliced from 3 exons. Gene Ontology annotation, cellular component: RNA polymerase I complex. Gene Ontology annotation, biological process: DNA-templated transcription; termination of RNA polymerase I transcription. Gene Ontology annotation, molecular function: nucleic acid binding; DNA-directed RNA polymerase activity; zinc ion binding. The record is from RefSeq and is a predicted model, not a curated record.
AUGUCUGCCAUUGGAACACUCGUCUUCUGUCACGAUUGCGGCAACUUACUUCCCGCCUCAAUGGGAACGGAGAAGAAUACCCUUACGUGCGACUGCUGCGGCGCCGACAACAAGGACACUGGCUCUAAGACGAUUGUCACCCAGACGAAGCCUUCUGACUUCCCGUCCCAACUGCGCCAGAAGCUGCAGUCCAAUGUUCAGGCCGUCGACAGGGCCAACGUCAGCACCGAGGCAACGAUUAAGGAGACAUGUCCCAAGUGUGAAAGAGAGGAGGUCCGCUUCACUGCCGUGCAACUCCGCAGUGCCGACGAAGGCAGCACUAUUUUCUUCACCUGCGACUGUGGCUUCAAGUGGUCUCAAAAUAACUGA